Molecule: messenger RNA, 357 nt
Organism: Cladocopium goreaui
Lineage: Eukaryota; Dinophyceae; Suessiales; Symbiodiniaceae
Source: the annotation of a GenBank genome assembly
AUGGCUGAUGGGUGCAAAGGGCAUUCGGAUCAUUCGGAUCAUCACAAGGUGGCCACGGCCACGGCGGCCACGGCAUCUUUCUUGCUAGGAGAUGCGGCGAAAAGCAGCCACACUCUUUGCAGAGAAACAGCGCACAUGCAAGAUUUGCACGUCUUCCUUGAGGCAGUGGGGCGCAAUGAGAGUCACUUCGAAGACAUGAUUAGCCGCAUCCGCAGGAAAAGGCUGGCGAAGUUUGAUGUCAUGGAUUUCUGUUUGGCCAAUGGGAAUGGGAUGAAUCGCUCGACUUCCACCUCGCCUCGCUCCUUCCGUGAAAGUGUAGAAACAUAUGAGCCAAACAGGUUCAAGGUGAGCUUGUGA